Messenger RNA from Rhineura floridana, 4848 nucleotides. RefSeq names its product zinc finger protein 420-like. NCBI's taxonomy places the organism in Eukaryota, Metazoa, Chordata, Lepidosauria, Squamata, Rhineuridae. Gene Ontology annotation, molecular function: RNA polymerase II cis-regulatory region sequence-specific DNA binding; DNA-binding transcription factor activity, RNA polymerase II-specific. Bases 305 to 2143 code for a protein of 612 amino acids. The transcript has 6 exons. The record is from RefSeq and is a predicted model, not a curated record. Gene Ontology annotation, biological process: regulation of immune system process; negative regulation of transcription by RNA polymerase II; regulation of cytokine production.
CAAACAGGCUUGAUUGAUUUCCGAGGAGGAGGAGGAAGGAGGCUGAUCGUGGCGAGGACGUAAGACAGAGAGGUGCAGCAGUGGGGAAUUGGAGCCCAAUUCCUGUUCGGAAGACGGAGAGGAAGAAGGAGAAAGUCUGUUUAUCCAGGUCGCCAAAGAAGAGGAGGAGACCUCAGCAGAAUGAGACCUCGCUUCCUGUAAGGAAGAAGGAGAAAGUCUGUUUAUCCAGGUCCCCAAAGAAGAGGAGGAGACCUCAGCAGAACCAGACCUCAUUUCCUGUUGGGAAGAAGGAGAAGAUCCAGUGAUGCAGGAACCCAAAGAAGAGGAGGAGACCUCAGCAGCUUGGACAUCUGGCCCUUCUCGCUCCAUAUUUGGAUACAUCUGGGGGAUCAAGGCUGAGGGAGAACCAUCUGAAGUAUCACUGGAAAAAGCUGAGGAGCAGAUGCAGGACCAGAAACUGAGGAGUCAAGAUGGAGCAAAGAGACAAGAGGAGAGACAGACUCCCACAGGGGACAAACCAUAUCAAUGCUUGGAGUGUGGAAAGAGCUUCAGGUGGAGUAAUGCCCUUACAAUACAUCAAAGAACUCACACAGGGGACAAACCUUAUGAAUGCUUGGAGUGUGGAAAGAGCUUCAGUCAGAGCGGCACCCUUACUUUGCAUCACAAAACUCACACAGGGGACAAACCUCAUAAAUGCUUGGAGUGUGGAAAGAGCUUCAGUCAGAGUAGCCACCUUACUUCGCAUCAAAGAACUCAUACAGGAGACAAACCUUAUAAAUGCUUCGAGUGUGGAAAGAGCUUCAGGUGGAGUAGUGCCCUUACAAUACAUCAAAGAACUCACACAGGGGACAAACCUCAUAAAUGCUUCGAGUGUGGAAAGAGCUUCAGUCAGAGUAGCUCCCUUAGUAAACAUGAAAGAACUCACACAGGGGACAAACCUUAUCAGUGCUUGGAGUGUGGAAAGAGCUUCAGUCGGAGUAGCCACCUUACUGUGCAUCAAAGAUGUCACACAGGGGACAAACCUUAUCAAUGCUUGGAGUGUGGGAAGAGCUUCAGUCAGAGUAGCACCCUUACUUCGCAUCAAAGAACUCACACAGGGGACAAACCUUAUCAAUGCUUGGAGUGUGGAAAGAGCUUCAGUUGGAGUAGCUACCUUUCUCUGCAUCAAAGAUGUCACACAGGGGACAAACCUUAUCAAUGCUUGGAGUGUGGAAAGAGCUUCAGUCAGAGUAGCUCCCUUAGUAAACAUGAAAGAACUCACACAGGGGACAAACCUUAUCAGUGCUUGGAGUGUGGAAAGAGCUUCAGUCAGAGUGGCUACCUUACUUCACAUCAGAGAACUCAUACAGGGGACAAAUCUUAUACAUGCUUCGAGUGUGGAAAGAGCUUCAGGUGGGGUAGCACCCUUAUCUUGCAUCACAAAACUCAUACAGGGGACAAACCUUAUAAAUGUUGCGAGUGUGGAAAGACCUUCAGUGGGAGUAGCAACCUCAGUAAACAUCAAAGAACUCACACAGGAGACAAACCUUAUAAAUGCUUGGAGUGUGGAAAGAGCUUCAGUCAGAGUAGCACCCUUAGUAAACAUCAAAGAACUCACACAGGAGACAAACCUUAUACAUGCUUGGAGUGUGGAAAGAGCUUCAGUCAGAGUGGCCAUGUUAGUUCGCAUCAAAGAUGUCACACAGGGGACAAACUGUAUAAAUGCUUCCAGUGUGGAAAGAGCUUCAGUAAGAGAUGCUCCCUUAUGGUGCAUCAAAGAAUUCACACAGGGGACAAACCUUAUAAAUGCCUUGAGUGUGGAAAGAGCUUCAGUCAGAGUGGCCACCUUACUUCACAUCAAAGAACCCACACGGGGGACAAACCUUAUAAAUGCUUUGAGUGUGGAAAGAGCUUCAGUCAGAGUAGCCACCUUACUUCGCAUCAAAGAACUCACACAGGAGACAAACCUUAUAUAUGCUUGGAGUGUGGAAAGAGCUUCAGUAAGAGUAGCCACCUUACUUCGCAUCACAAAACUCAUACAGGGAACAAACCUUAUAAAUGCUUUGAGUGUGGAAAGAGCUUCAGUCAGAGUGGCCACCUUACUUCGCAUCAAAGAACUCACAUGGGACAAACCUUACACAUGCUUGAAGUGUGGAAAAAGUGAAAAUGCGAUGCCUCUGAAAGAACCACUAAGUUCCCCUUCUGACCCAUUUUAUUCCUCCUAUAUCUUCACUGCAGCCAUGCAAGGUAGGCUAGGCUGAGAAUUGGUGACUGGCCCAAGUUGGGACGUGCGGUAAAUCAAUGAGAAGAGACUUUAAAAUACAAAACUGCACAUGCUCAGCGUAUUUUUUGUAAUCCAUGAAAGUUUCUGUAAUAAUAAAUGUGUUAGUCUUUAAGACACCUGAAGACCUAUUUUCUGGUACCUCAUCGCAGCCUCAGGCAUCCUAUCUAGGCCCAAGUGUGGCCCAGGAAAGAAGGCCCGAGUGGUGCGAGAUGUUGAUUCUGUAGUCACUGGGAGAGAAGAGCCUUUAUAUACCCAGUCAAUGACUGUGCUGUGGAGGUGAGGGCCUCCUGCAGAUACCAUCUUAUCAGGAGGUCCGCUCUGCACAAUAUAGGAAACGGACCUUUAGUGUGGUGGCACCUACCCUGUGGAACUCCCUCCCCUUAAAUAUUAGACAGGUGCCACCUCUGUUAUCUUUUUGGCGCCUAUUGAAGACCUUCCUCUUUCAACAAGCCUUUUAAGUAGAGACCUAUCCCAGUCUGCGUCUGUAUUGGAAUGGCUUUUUAAUAUGUUUUUAACCCUUUUUAAAAAAUAAAAUAGAUGUUUUUAAAGCUUUUAAAAAUGUUUUUAAAGAUGUUUUGUUUUAAUUUUAAAGCAUUCUAAAUUCUGUUUUAUGAUGUUUUACAGUGUUUUUAGUGCUUUUGUUUGCAGCCCUGGGCUCCUGUUGGGAGGAAGGGUGGGAUAUGAAUGAAUGAAUGAAUUCCUGGCUAGCCAGCCACCUCCAGGAGUACAAAAUGUGAUUGUUUAAAAAAUUAAGAAGGGGUGUGAAGGUGAACAGGGCCACGCCCAGAAGGCCCAUGCUGGCUCAGGGGCUACCCUGAGGGGGUCUGUUGGCUGCUCCCCCACCUGUCACUUGGGGUCAUCUGGGGAUGCAGGGCCUGGAGUUUGGUCUGAAGAUGCUGCGCUGCCACUGUUGGCUUAAUUUUGGCACCCUGCAGCAGCACAAUCCUGAUCCUAUAAAGUUACUCAGAAGUAACCCUUCCCUGCGAGUUCAGUGUCUGGUGUGUCUGUAAGGAGAGAUGCCCACAAGUGAUGUGCUGCCACUUUGGGGUUGGGAUCUUCUGGCCCAGGAAGCCUGGCAGGAAAGCAAAGCAACUGGGGCUCCCCCGGCUUCCCCCGCUCCCCUUCCUUCCCACUGCAGCCCCCCUCCACUCAUCCUUCCACCGCCCUCCUGCCCCUGGGGGUCCUCCCCUCUCCUCCCCUGCUCCUGCCUGCCCCAGAACCACCGGUGCAGGUAGCGGAUGUGCUGCUGCAUCCCAUUGGCGGCAGUGGCAAGGAAGAAGUGGCACUCGCCCUUCGACUGGAAGAGGAAAUGCUCUGUGGGGGACAAAGAGAGGAGGGGAGGGUCCUUCCAUCGGGGGACACCUUACCCCACCCACACGCACUCUGCCAUAUCCCCCCACCGCCCGCCACCGCAGCCUCCUGUUGUCCUCCCCAGCAAGGCAGAGGAAGGGGCCUGCGGGGCCAGGCUCUUUGCCCCCCCAAAAAGCUUCUUUUUGAGCAAGUGAGCCCAUCGGGAUCCAGUGAGCGAUCCUGGACUGGGGGGGAGAGAGAAAAGCUUUUUCUUUUAUAAAAAAUAUAUAUAUUACGGUUUUUAUAUUUGCCUACAAUAAGCGCUCGCUAACAGAGCAAUAACUAUGAAGGUAACCAAACUACAAAACACUAGAAAAGAAUGCUGAUUUCUCUGAUACAACUUGUGUUACAAACACAUCAUGUUACAGAAACCUUGAGGGGAGGGGUAUGAAAAGAGCAGGGGUGUAGUCAUCCAGGGACUUGGGGGUCUUAGAUCCCUUACUUUUGGGGGAGUAGGAUCCCAGCAGGGCCCCUAUGUUUCCAGCAUCCUAUGAGCCAAUCGGCAUGAAAGGAGAGUGUGUUAGCCACUGAGAAGAGUCUUCUAAUAUGCUUCCUUAAUUCGACGUUUUACUUAAUUUUAUGUGUUAGGUUAAAAUUUAGAAAUGCCUUAAGCAUUACAGCUUUGCCUUAUUCUUUGUUCAGGUUAACACAGAUGGUGUCAUGAUCAGAACCAAGGUGGCCUUUGAUUGACUUUUAAUACAAAAACAACAGUUUACUUCCUGGUGACCUGACCUUUCACAUUCCAGUGGCUCAGUGAAUAAAAGCCGGUUUAAGCUGGAAACCUUCCCUUCCCUCACAUCCUUGACACUUGUAUCCCACUGAAGUUUAUUACCUCACGUAUAGUUGCAAAUCAUAACAUGUAUAGAAAUGUUAAAACUUCCCCACUGCCCCAACAUCCUUGCCAUGCAGGCCUUUUGAUAUGUAAGCUUAGCAAUAUGAAUCUGUCGCCACUUGAGGGGCGCCUGGUUGCAGCUAGAAGCACCUCCUCUAUAUCUCUCUUUGUUCUCGAGUUGCAUAGUGCUUAUCUCAAGGACGUGUGAAAUAUGUAAACCCAGAGUCUGAAAGAUAUUCUUAUGUUUCUACUUAUGUUCUUCCUCUACACCCCUUUGCCUCCUUUUUACAUAUCUUUAUGUUAUAGUGACAAUUAAGUGUUUCUUUACAAUUUAUGACGCUGCUCCCCAAUGUUGUAACCUCCGGGAAAAACUAUAUAUUCUCUGCUCUAACAAUAAACAGGG